Messenger RNA from Galendromus occidentalis (western predatory mite), 744 nucleotides. RefSeq lists its product as uncharacterized. The transcript is spliced from 6 exons. NCBI's taxonomy places the organism in Eukaryota, Metazoa, Arthropoda, Arachnida, Mesostigmata, Phytoseiidae. Bases 1 to 744 code for a protein of 247 amino acids. The record is from RefSeq and is a predicted model, not a curated record.
AUGGUCGUUUUGCUGACAGCGCUGCUCAAACGGAACACGCAAAUGUACGAGGCCGAAGACCUGAAGACGAGGUUACAACAGCAGCAGCAGCAAAGCGGGGAACCAGGUCGCCGGAAACGGAGGCAAGGCCCCUACGAUUCGUCUCGUCAGAUCUCUCAAAGCAGUUCCAGGCCCUCACGCUCCACGAGAUCCGAAAAGCCUCACCAAAGCGAGGAAAUCGUCACUUCCAGCACCGACCAUAGCGCGCUUGAACGGGACAACAAAAUCGUUCCUGUGAAAGUUUCACCACAAGCGACAAAACAGCCCACACUCGUCGAGUUGUUGCAAGCCGGUGUAGAAAGACCUCCAAAUGGACCGCCGAGACUUAGUUCUUCACAUACUCCCACCCAAAGAACUCAAUCUGCCGUAGAGUUUCCCGACAGACCGGGAUACUCGGGAUUACCGUCGAGACUCAUCGAACAACACACGAGACCGCAGACGCCGAGCAAUGCGAGCUCCGACUCGAGCUGCAUUGUUCAAUUGUUGCGAUGCCCCCGCAACACUGCGGAUGUUGAACGUCGGAUGUGGCCACCUACUUCACCAAACGAUGCUGCUCUUCCGCAGUCCGGCAGUGGACCCCUCAUCGCGGAGGCGGAUUCGAGUAAUAUGCCCUUAGACGCAGACCUCUUGAACGAAAUGAAAUCGGGAUCCAACUCGGACAUGAUAUAUUCUAUGCAGAUUCUCGAUAAUGAAACUAUCAGAUGA